Molecule: messenger RNA, 2898 nt
Organism: Monopterus albus (swamp eel)
Lineage: Eukaryota; Metazoa; Chordata; Actinopteri; Synbranchiformes; Synbranchidae
Gene: hycc1
Product: hyccin PI4KA lipid kinase complex subunit 1
Exons: 11
Coding region: 208-1719 (503 amino acids)
Biological process (GO): phosphatidylinositol phosphate biosynthetic process; protein localization to plasma membrane
Cellular component (GO): plasma membrane
Source: RefSeq, a predicted model, not a curated record
GGAGACCGAGUUCUCUCGUUUAAGGUAGUAUGAGUGGAGAAAGUAAUGAAGAUGGAAGGAGCUGAUAUUGAUGAAUUAUUGAGGAGAUAUAUGAAAUAGCGAAGUGAUAGCUUUUUACUGGUCUUGUCGGAACGAUAGAGGGCAGCGAUAUCAGGAAGUUGACAGAUAGCAUGCCAGUAAAGGUGACUUCACUGCAGAUGAGGGAACAUGUUGGCUAUGGACCAAGGAGUGGUAGAGGAAUGGCUGUCAGAAUUUAAGACCCUUCCUGACAGUGCUGUGUCCAACUAUGCUGCUUCACUGAAAGACAAAGGUGCCCUGGUUCCUGCCCUCUACAAGGUCAUCCGAGAGAACUAUAGCGAUUUGCUGGAGCCGGUGUGUCACCAGUUGUUUGAAUUCUACCGGAGCGGCGAGCCACAGCUGCAGCGUUUCACGCUACAGUUCCUUCCAGAGCUCCUGUGGAGCCUCCUGUCCAUCAGCGCAGCCAGAGACCCCCACACAUCUGGCUGCAUCGAGGCCCUCUUGCUGGGCAUUUAUAAUUUGGAAAUAGUUGAUAAAGAUGGACAAAGUAAAGUGUUAUCAUUUACUGUCCCUUCGGUCUCCAAACCCUCAGUGUACCAUGAGCCUUCAGCUAUCGGCUCCAUCGUGCUUACUGAAGGUGCUCUAGCCAAUCACGGGCUGAGCAGAGUGGUGUACAGCGGGCCACACCUCCAGAGAGAGACCUUUACUGCACAGAACAGAUUUGAGGUACUGACCUUCCUGCUGCUGUGCUACAAUGCUGCUCUCAGCUAUAUGACCUCCACCUCCCUCCAGUCCCUCUGCCAGCUCAGCUCCAGGUUGUGUAUAUGCGGUUACCCACGGCAACAAAUGCGGCGCUACAAAGGCAUCAGCAUACGGAUGACAGUCACGUCAGAGUUCCUGGUUCAACUCAUUACAGGAAUACACUAUGCCUUGUGUAAUGGGGAAGUUGAACUGGGAUCCAAAGCACUGGAUGACGUUCUGUAUCGAGCCCAGCUAGAGUUGUUCCCUGAAGCUCUAUUGGUGGGUAAUGCCAUAAAGUCGUCACUGCGCGGGGCAGCACUGAAGAGCAACAGCAAAGAGGGUGCACGGAGUAUCCAGGUUGAGAUCACACCCACCUCCUCCAGGAUCUCCCGCAAUGCUGUCACCUCCCUCUCUAUCAGGGGACACCGCUGGAAGAGACACGAUGCUGUGGAUCUGGGCUCCCCAGAUGAGCUGAUGGAUAUUUCCGAGGUGGAUGAAGGGGUGUGGCCAGGUGGUGUAGGACCUGACAUGACCCUACCCACCAUCACUAUCAGCAACAGUGUCACCACGUUGAACCUGGGGGCCAAGGCCAUGAAGAAGUGUCGGCUCGGUGGGCGAACCAGCAAGGACAAGGAUAGGGAGGCGGGCCCUCUCAUAACCGGCCGGGCUGCCAGCGAGAACACAGAGCUGUCCAUCAAGAGACUGACGCUCACCUCCAGCCAGUCAGUGCCAAAGGGAGGAGCUCUCACCAGCCUGACACGCACUGCCAGUGCGGUCUUCUCCCGCUCCUUUGAGCAGGUGACCAGCGGCAGCGCCCCUCCCUCCAGCAACCACACCGCUUCUGAAACGGGCCGAUACUCAUGCAGUUUACAGGAGGACGGGCUGGGGUACUUGAGUCCUACGCCAAACCACACGCAACGCUCUCCCAGCAUCAGUGUGCACCUCGGCUCUGACCUUUGAACCAGAUGUGUCUCCUGACCACCUAAACCCUCGCCUCUGAUCUUGUGACCCUACACCUGUGACCUGGAACUCAAGCCAUGCCAACUAUAACGGCCCACAGACGCAUGAAUAAACACUCCCGCUGUGUCUCUGGUUACUCCAUUUUGUUUUUGACUCUGUGUGCUGUGAACCAGCCUGCUGCCCUGCCUCAUUCAGACAUCCAGCACAACCACCACUCCCUCUGCUCUCUCUUCUCCGGUAGAGUUACCUUGAAGUCGUGCCACAAUAAACCUGCACUCUGCUGCAGAGCAGCUUGUUAUAAGUGGAUGCACUUGAAGCUUAUUAAAAACUGUUUCUGGAAGGUGUUUUAAUUGACAUUUGUUGCUUUGCAUGCCUUUUCCUUACAUUCAUCCUGACCUUGCCCAGGUUUGUCACAGGGCACGUGGAUUAUGUGUGCGCAUGCUUGAGCGUGCGCCGUGUGUUUGUGCGUGCGUGCGUGUGUACACUUGUUUUUAGAGUAAAGGCUGCUGAUUGAUACAGUGAUCAAGGUAUGAUUUUCCUAGUUGAAAUAAGUGUUUAUACUACUUUUUUAAAAAUAGUGGACACCAUCCCAUAGCAAUACAAGUCUCUUCUACUUGGUGUUUUCUAUCUUUUCCUCCCAAACUCAUUUUUAUCAACACUUCUUUUCUUGGUCAACAGUUUCAGCUGUGUUUCUUGAAAGAGUCCACAUUCUUCCCUUACAGCAUCAGGAAAAUGACCCCUAAAUAAUCAACUAGUGUGAUUAAAAAUCUGUUCUUUAUGUUUACAAUUGCACAGUAUUGGCAUCAAGAUGGAGAAGCAAUAUUUGUUCCCCCUCACUCAUCUAGCACCUUCCUGAAUGGCUAUUUUAUGACAAAAAAAAAUCCAGCUUUGGACAAAUGACAAGGAUGUUUUUGAUUUAGGGGAUGAUGGGUAUGUAUGAUUUCUUAAGUAUUGAAUUUUGCACUUGAAAGAGUAAACAAGUUGCUUUCAACUUUGGUAUUUUCAUAUGAAGAAAAGGGUGGUUUGACCCUCAACUGUGGAAAUUUCCUGUGAGAGUUAAAUGCUUUGUUGAGCUGUGUAGUUUCAUGGGGGUGGGUGGGGCAGCUGGAGCCAGUCCCAGCUGACAUUGGGCGACUCGACAGGUCGCCAGUCUACAGGGCUGACACUUAGACAACCACU